AUGAAGCUGCUGUUUCUGUUGAGCUUCCUGCUGUGCGCAAUUCUGGCCGCGGCCGGAAAGUAUCCGUGCCCAGCCUGUCCGGCCAACUAUCUGCCGGUGUGCGGUACCGAUGGCAAAACGUACGCCAACGAGUGUAUCGUGGAGUGUACCGUUGCACCGAAAGUUCAGGUGGCCCGUUUCGGCGAGUGCUAG
Anopheles marshallii is the source of this 192-nucleotide messenger RNA. RefSeq names its product ovomucoid-like. The coding region runs from base 1 to 192 and encodes 63 amino acids. The transcript has a single exon. NCBI's taxonomy places the organism in Eukaryota, Metazoa, Arthropoda, Insecta, Diptera, Culicidae. The record is from RefSeq and is a predicted model, not a curated record. Gene Ontology annotation, molecular function: protein binding.